AUGACAUCGGUGAUUAUACUCCACGCAUUUAUAUUGGACAACGGCUCUGUCCAUCAAAUACGAUAUGAAUGUUUUUCAGUAUGAGCUAAAAAAAGAGGUUCUGGAAAAAUGUCUACAGUGCCUGAUGGCAAGAAAUUGGUCCGAAGCCCAAGUGGACUUCGAAUGGUCCCGGAGAAUGGAGCGUUUAACAGCCCUUUUUCGUUAGAUGAACCCCAGUGGGUCCCGGACAAAGAGUGCCCAAGCUGUAUGCAGUGUGACAAAAAAUAUGACUUCCUUACAAGAAAGCACCACUGUCGGCGGUGUGGCCGGUGUUUCUGUGAUAAGUGCUGCAGUAAGAAGGUGGCUCUGCCCAGGAUGUGCUUCGUCGACCCAGUCCGGCAGUGUGGUGAGUGCAGCCUGGUCUCCCAGAAGGAAAUGGAGUUCUACGACAAACAGCUCAAAGUGCUUAUGGGAGGUGGUUCUUUUAUUGUCACUUUGGGCACCUCAAAGACGUCUGAGACCAUGAUGUGUCGUCUCUCCAACAACCACAGGUAUCUUUUCUUUGAUGGGGAGAGCCAUUUUGAGGUGGAACUGUCUCGGAUCUCCAGUAUGCAGGUGUUGACGGAGGAGUCCACUCCUGAAGAGAAUGACAUUCACACUUACACAAGUCUGCUGGACAGUCAGUAUAUCUCUGAAGGGGGAAACUCCAGGGCCAGUGGCAUGUUGCUCCACUACAAACCCACUGGCUCUCAGGACCCUCAGCAGUUACGCAUGGAGGCAGCAGAUGACAAGAAGACUGCCUCCUCAUGGCUGGCUGCCAUGCACAAGGCUGCCAAACUGCUGUAUGAAGCUCGGGACCGGUGACUCAUUGCUAAGAUGCCCAGAGCCUGAGAGUGAUGGCACAGACCAAGUGUUUUCUUUCCUACCCUUCCGUCUCACAUUCUCUAAAUGCUGAGAGUGCAUUUCAGUAACAAUUCAUUGAACUAUUUGGCCAACCACCCAUCUAAUGCUGCUAUUCUUAAUGUUAUCAUAGACAUAAGCCAUUUGACAUAACCAUUUCCCUUCACGUAACGCUUUUAAGGUCAUUUUUUUAAUGUGAUCUGUGACAUAGUUCAAGUUAAGUUUCUUUGUUCAUGCUGUCUAUACUCUACUUUCAGUGCUGGCAGAUUUGGAUCCUUACCCCUUCCUUAGGGAUCCACAGAUUAGUCACUGAUUCUAGUGGUAUAUAUACACACACGUAUGUGGACACCCCUUCAAAUAAGUGGAUUCGGCUAUUACAUCCACACCCAUUGCUGACCGGUGUAUAAAAUCGAGCGCACAGCCAUACAAUCGCCAUAGACAAACAUUGGCAGUAGAAUGGCCUUACUAAAGCCCAGUGACUUUCAACGUGGAACUGUCAUAGGAUUGCCACCUUUCCAACAAGUCAGUUCGUCAAAUUUCUGCCCUGCUAGAGCGGCCCCAGUCAACUGUAAGUGCUGUUGUGAAACGUCUAGGAGCAACAGCGGCUCAGUCACAGUGGUAGGCCACACAAGCUCACAGAACUGGACCGAUGAGUGCUGAAGCGCAUAAAAAUCAUCUGUCCUCUGUUGCAACAUUCACUAUCGAGUUCCAAACUGCCUCUGGAAGCAACGUCAGCACAACAACUGUUUGUCGGAAGCUUCAUGAAAUGGGUGUCCGGACAGAUCACCAUGCGCAAUGCCAAGUGUUGGCUGGAGUGGUGUAAAGCUUGCUACCAUUGAACUCUGAAGCAGUGGAAAGCGUUGUCUGGAAUGAUGAAUCACGCUUCACCAUCUGGCAGUCCGUUGGACGAAUCUGGGUUUGGCAAAUGCCAGGAGAACUCUACCUUCCCCAAUGCAUAGUGCCAACUGUGAAGUUUGGUUGAGGAGGAAUAAUGGUCUGGGGCUGUUUUUCAUGGUUCUGGCUAGGCCCCUUAGUUCCAGUGAAGGGAAAUGGCUAAAUGGAAGCGGAACUCGCUCCCCAGCAAUGUUCCAACAUCUAGUUGAAAGCCUUCCCAGAAGAGUAGAGGCUGUUAUAGAAGCAAAGGGGGGACCAACUCCAUAUUAAUGCCUGAUUUUGGAAUGAGAUGUUCGACGAGCAGGUUUCCACAUAAGUGUGUGUGUGUGUGUGUGUACACAGUUUAUUCAAUUCUUUAAAUGUAGUCCCAUACAUAGAAUUUUUGUAUAAACUAUUUUGUUAAAUAUUCCUAUUUUAACACAAUGCGGUGUAUGUACUUUUUACAGCUAAAAUAUUUAGUAUAGUUUUUGUAGCACUUGUAUAACAAAAUGUUUAUUCCUACACUACAAGAUGACUUAAACAUUUUGUUUUCAUGUUUGAUUGCUUUACUUUUUAUAAAUGAAUUGCACAGCCACAACACCAACAAUCUAACCCUUAAUCUAAGGGUACAAUAUGCUGUUUAAUGUAACACUUUUACUCUUCUGUUUUAUUUGGCUUAUAUCCAACGUAUUAUGCUUCACAUACCAAAUAAAAUACUUAAGACAGGU
Oncorhynchus mykiss (rainbow trout) is the source of this 2480-nucleotide messenger RNA. RefSeq names its product zinc finger FYVE domain-containing protein 21. The record is from RefSeq and is a predicted model, not a curated record. Lineage: Eukaryota; Metazoa; Chordata; Actinopteri; Salmoniformes; Salmonidae. Gene Ontology annotation, molecular function: metal ion binding.